CCUCCAUCAUCCACCACAACACUACAACCAUUGAGAUACCCCCUUCCUUCCCUCUUUCCUCUUCCCUUCUACCUUCCAUUAUUCCCCUCUCCCCUCCUCGCAAUUUACUCUCCAACAUGCCCGGGUCAGAGAAAAUCACCAUUUCCAUCGAUCGCGGUGGUACCUUCACCGACGUGCAUGCAGUGGUGCCCGGUCGCCCGGAUAUCAUCCUGAAGCUACUGUCCGUCGACCCCGGUCACUACCAAGAUGCUCCCACCGAGGGUAUCCGCCAAAUACUCGAGCUCGUUACGGGUGAGCCACACCCACGAGGCCAACCUCUGAAGCUCGACCGUAUUGGUAGUCUGCGCAUGGGAACGACAGUGGCCACAAAUGCACUCCUAGAGCGCAAGGGCGCUCGCUCCGUACUGCUCACAACGAAAGGCUUCCGCGACUUACUCAAGAUUGGAGACCAAUCCCGACCAAACAUCUUCGACCUCUCAAUGGCUAGACCCGGCGUGCUGCCCGAGAGAGUAGUGGAGAUCAAUGAGCGUGUUGUCCCAUGCCACCCUCUCGCCGACAAAGACUGCUUUACGAAUGCUCGGAUUGUGGAGGGAACAACAAGCGAGAAGUUCCGGGUGGUACAGGAGCUGGACAUUGAAGAGGUUCGCCCGGUGCUACAGCAAUUGAAAGAGCAGGGUUAUCAAUCGCUUUCGGUUGCACUCGUGCACUCCUUCGCAUACCCCGAGCACGAACGCAUGAUCGGCGAAUUGGCCGAGAGCAUGGGCUUCUCCGUCACCCUGUCGUCCAAACUGCAGCCCAUGAUCAAGGUGGUCCCCCGAGGCAUGUCUGCCGCGGCAGAUGCCUAUCUUACGCCCGUCAUCAAAACCUACAUCGACUCAAUUUCGGACAGCUUCGAGGGUGGGCUGGAGAAGCAGCAAGAAUGCCGGUUCGAGUUUAUGCAGUCAGACGGUGGAUUAGUCGACUUUCGCAGAUUCAGCGGGCUGAAAGCGAUUCUAUCUGGUCCAGCCGCUGGUGUGGUUGGCUUCGCUGCUACCAGCUGGGACCCGAAGGAAAAGACUCCCGUGAUCGGCUUCGACAUGGGCGGUACAUCAACUGAUGUGUCCCGCUUUGACGGCCAUCUGGAGCAUGUUUUUGGAUCCAAGGUGGCCGGUGUGCUGAUCCAAUCUCCUCAGCUCGACAUCAAUACCGUUGCUGCCGGUGGUGGUUCGAUCCUGUCGUGGCGCAACGGCCUGUUCUAUGUCGGUCCUGAGUCUGCAUCCGCUCACCCGGGACCUGCUUGCUACCGGAAAGGCGGUCCUUUGACCGUCACUGAUGCCAACCUAUUCCUUGGCCGACUCCUGCCUGAAUACUUCCCUCAUAUCUUCGGACCUAACGAAGACCAACCUCUUGACAUUGAGGUUACAACGAAGUUGUUCAAUGAGUUGACGGGAAAAAUCAACACUGAAAGGAAGGAGAAGGGUCAAUCGGAGUUUACAGCAGAGGAGGUGGCGCUAGGUUUCUUGAAGGUUGCGGAUGAGUCAAUGGCUCGUCCUAUUCGCAACCUGACGGAGGCUCGUGGCUUCGAAACGGCGUCUCAUCAUCUGGCAUGCUUCGGAGGCGCAGGUGGCCAGCAUGCAUGCACUGUCGCAGGGUCGUUGGGAAUUUCCCGCAUCAUCAUUAACAAGUUCUCAUCGGUCCUUUCGGCGUAUGGUUUGGCGCUGGCAGAGGUGGUCAAGGAAUCGCAGGAGCCAGUCUCCACGGACUACUCGACCUCUCAGUCGACUUUGGAGAAGCGCUUCCACGACAUGAUUCAGGCGGCUACUGAAGAUAUGGAAACGCAAGGAUUCUCGGAUGACCAGGUUCGCCACGAGUUGUAUCUCAAUUUGCGUUAUGAGGGCUCGGACACCAGUUUGAUGAUCCUGAAACCUGAGGAUGAGUCCGAUUUCCUGGAGCAAUUCCGUGCCAGACACCGCCGAGAGUUUGGCUUCAACUCAGAUAGACCAGUUCUGGUUGAUGACAUCCGCGUCCGCACAAUUGCUUGCUCGAAGGUGCGAACGGAAAAGAGCCCUCUGGUGCAACUGAGGGAAGCCACCCUUAAGGACGUCACAGGUGGUCCGGACAAUACCUCUCAGGCAUACUUUGAUGGUCACUCAGAACGAAUCGACACACCUGUUUACCAGCUUAACAAGCUAGGCAAAAACACCCGCGUCCAUGGACCUGCCAUCAUCAUUGACGAGACGCAAACCGUUGUGGUGGCGCCCAAUGCUGUAGCUAGUAUUCUGGAGACAUGCAUUGUUAUCGACCUCAAGGAGCUUCCAGGGGAUUCUGCUGGCGAGGGAGGGUCGUCAGGAAUUGACCCUAUUCGACUUACUAUCUUCGGCCAUCGAUUUAUGUCCAUUGCAGAGCAGAUGGGCCGUACGCUACAGAAGACCUCGGUGUCCACUAACAUCAAGGAACGCCUGGACUUUUCCUGCGCUCUUUUCUCCCCCGAUGGAGGCCUGGUUGCCAAUGCUCCGCAUGUUCCGGUGCAUCUUGGCUCCAUGCAGUUCGCAGUUCGCUACCAGCACGAGAAGUGGCUGGGUAACCUGCAGGAUGGCGAUGUGCUGGUGGCAAACCACCCCAGUUCUGGUGGAACGCAUUUGCCUGAUAUUACCGUGAUCACGCCUGUUUUCGACCGACCGGGUGGCACCGAAAUCAUGUUCUAUGUUGCUUCGCGUGGCCACCACGCUGAUAUUGGUGGUAUUCUGCCUGGAUCGAUGCCACCGAAGUCCACUGAGCUUUGGCAGGAGGGUGCUGCCAUUGAGGGGGACAAAAUCGUGAGCAACGGGGUCUUCGAUGAGGAACGCAUGAUGGAGCUUUUGAUCCACAAACCUGCCCAGUACGAAGGAUGCUCGGGAGCCAGAUGCAUCAGUGACAACUUAUCCGACUUGAAGGCCCAGAUUGCUGCAAACACCCGCGGUAUAUCCCUCAUCCAAGCGUUGUUCGCAGAAUACGGUGUCGAAACCGUCCAGAAGUACAUGUAUGCCAUCCAAGCCACGGCCGAGACGGCGGUGCGCAAUCUUCUGAAAGACCUUCACAAGAAGUUCGGCGGCCAGCCCUUGGAGGCGGUCGACUACAUGGACGAUGGCACUCCUAUCAAGCUGAAGGUCACCAUCAAUGGCUCGGAUGGAUCCGCCGUCUUCGACUUCGCCGGUACUGGUCCUGAAGUCUACGGAGGAUGGAACGCACCGAUCGCUAUCACCCAUUCGGCCAUCAUUUACUGCUUGCGAUGCAUGAUCAACGCCGACAUGCCUCUGAACCAGGGGUGCCUUGCUCCAAUCGACAUCCAGGUUCCAUCGCCUAGUAUUCUGUCGCCCACUAAGUCCGCGGCCGUGGUCGGUGGAAACGUGGUGACCUCCCAGCGUAUCACCGACGUUGUGCUGAAAGCCUUCCAAGCUUGUGCUGCGUCGCAAGGGUGCUGCAAUAACUUGACGUUCGGCACGAACUCAAAGCGCGACCCUGAGACAGGCGAGGUAAUCCCCGGCUUUGGAUACUACGAAACGAUUGCAGGAGGCAGCGGUGCUGGUCCAACCUGGAACGGAGAGUCAGGUAUUCAUGUGCACAUGACCAACACACGCAUCACCGACCCGGAGAUCUUGGAGAAGCGUUACCCGACGCUCCUCCGGCAGUUCACCCUGCGGGAGGGAUCUGGUGGCAAGGGUCAGCAUCCUGGCGGCGACGGUGUUAUCCGAGACAUUGAAUUUCUGUCCCCGAUGGAAGUCUCAAUCCUGUCAGAGCGACGAGUCUACCGGCCAUAUGGUCUCGAGGGGGGAGAGGAUGCCCAACCUGGGCUGAACCUAUGGAUCACGAAGGACCUUAAUACUGGAAGGGAGCGUCAGGUGAACAUUGGCGGAAAGAACACCGUCUCCAUGAAGACUCACGAUCGCAUUAUUAUUAACACGGCUGGUGGCGGUGGCUGGGGUGCUGCAUCUGCAUGAUCAAUGAAUGGGUUGAGGAGUCCGGUUGCAUUGCAUAAGGGAUAUGGAAAGCGUCUAGUGUUGGAUUGUUGAACUGUUGAUAGUUAGAAAUUCUAUUCUUCGUACAUGUUCC
Aspergillus sclerotioniger CBS 115572 is the source of this 4068-nucleotide messenger RNA. RefSeq names its product 5-oxoprolinase. Gene Ontology annotation, biological process: glutathione metabolic process. The transcript has 2 exons. The record is from RefSeq and is a predicted model, not a curated record. Gene Ontology annotation, molecular function: 5-oxoprolinase (ATP-hydrolyzing) activity. NCBI's taxonomy places the organism in Eukaryota, Fungi, Ascomycota, Eurotiomycetes, Eurotiales, Aspergillaceae. Bases 117 to 3956 code for a protein of 1279 amino acids. Gene Ontology annotation, cellular component: cytosol.